CGCUCCGGGAGGCGGGGCAAAGUCUGGCUCCCGAGGCUCCGCCUCCUCGUGCUGCCGCCGGGUUUGCCGCGGUGGGGACUCUGGCAGUUCGGAUCCUGUCAGUGACCGGGUCCGAGAUGGCGGCGGACUCCGGGGACCGGGAGACCGCCUGCACGCUGGAGUUCGCCGUGCAGAUGACCUGUCAGAGCUGUGUGGACGCAGUGCGCGCGUCCCUGCAAGGGGUGGCAGGCGUCCAGAGUGUAGAGGUGCAGUUGGAGAACCAGAUGGUCCUGGUGCAGACCACCCUGCCCAGCCAGGAGGUGCAGGCCCUCUUAGAAGGAACGGGGCGGCAGGCGGUACUCAAGGGCAUGGGCACUGGCCUAUUGCAGAAUCUGGGGGCAGCAGUGGCCAUUCUAGGGGGCCCUGGCCCUGUGCAGGGGGUGGUGCGCUUCCUACAGCUGACCCCUGAGCGCUGCCUCAUUGAGGGAACCAUUGAUGGCCUAGAGCCUGGGCCACACGGACUCCAUGUGCAUCAGUUCGGAGACCUCACAAGGCACUGCCACAGCUGUGGGGACCACUUUAACCCUGACGGAACAUCUCACGGGGGCCCUCAGGACGCUGAACGGCAUCGGGGGGACCUGGGGAACGUCCACGCUGACGCUGAUGGCCAAGCCGUCUUCAGGAUGGAGGAUGGGCAGCUGAAGGUAUGGGAUGUGAUUGGCCGAAGCCUGGUCAUCGAUGAGGGAGAAGACGACCUGGGCCGGGGCGGCCAUCCCUUAUCGAAGAUCACAGGGAACUCGGGGGAGAGGUUAGCCUGUGGCAUCAUCGCUCGCUCCGCCGGCCUCUUCCAGAACCCCAAGCAGAUCUGCGCCUGCGACGGCCUCACCAUCUGGGAGGAGCGCGGCCGGCCCAUUGCUGGCAAGGGACGGAAGGAACCGCCCCAGCCCCCUGCCCACCUCUGAGCGGGGCCUCAGCCUCAGCCUCAGGUCCGCCGUCCUCCCAGCCGGUGCCCUCCUCCUCCUCCUCCAGUCCGAGAGUGAGGGCGCGGGGUGUGCAGGGGUCGCUGUGACGUUCCCUCGGCGAAGUAAAGUCUUCCGGUUCCCAUGGAGCUCUGUUUUGUCCGUGUCCCGUGUCCCAUGGGCGUGGGGAACACAGCCCCUCUGGGCCUGCCCGCCCCUCCAAGGGCCAGCGCUGGGUUUUGGAGCCAAACAAAGCUGGAUUUAAAUCCACAGCCUCCUGAGGCCGCUGCCUCCUCAGGAGCACUGAAGGACCACAGCAGUCACAUUGCUGCUUGUGCCUGUCUCCCUCCGCUCCCCGUGGCCGGUGGAACCCAGUGUGGACAGCUACCUCCGGACUUGGGGGUCAAGAGAUACUCCUGCAUCCUCCCAACGCAUCCCCCCUUUUAAAAAAGUCAUCUGUCUUGAAUGAUUUCUUUACUCACCAGAGGAAGACUCUAAAUUAAUCUAAUCAGUGCUUGGUACAGGGCCUGGCACAGGGAAAGUUAAAGGAGCAGUGGCCGUGAUUCUGAGACCAAAUGGGGCCCUGGAGGCAGCCCCAGUCAAGCUCCUCUCACAGAGGUGGCCAAGGGUUAGUGUUGGGGCCAGGGAUUCUGGUCCUCCCACUCAUCUGCUUUGCUGCCCACUCCUACCCCCCACUGGGCUGUGUCAGGCUUGCUCAUCCGUGACAACAUGGCUUCUAUGGCAUGUGGGCUGUCAGAGUCACACUUUGCCCUUGCCCUGCCUGCAUGGAACCAGGCGGGUGGUUUUGGGAUUUAGCUGGCCUUGCCCUGGGUGUGCCUGGCUCCACUCCCAUUCCAGGCCCUGGAGGCUGCUGCCGUGCCUCUGGCCCAGCCCGUACCCUGCUCCUCCUUGCCUCACCUCUCUGGUUGCUUUCCAGCUCCCCUUGUUUCUUGGGGAACCAAAUCCUUUUAAUCCUGGGCCCCGGCUGUCUCUCCACGUCCGCCUCAUUGCAAGAACGCCUCUUGGACUCCGACCGCCAUUCACUUCCUGCUGGAAGUCUGACUGGGCUUAACCCUUUUAUGGCUAAACUGCUCACCAUCCUCUGCUGUGUUUCCGCCCUGAAGAAUCAACAUCCCCACUGGCUUUUCUUUCUUCUAAACUCUCAGCUGUAUAGUUUACAAACGCUGUUUUUAAUCACAGCACACUGCCCACACAUCUUGAAGGCCCAUCUAUAAAGCGGAUGUGGACCAUCCUGGGGUUCUGGAGAGCAGAGUUUGAAAAUCUUUGCCAAAUUCAGACAUUUUUGUGUUAGCUCUCAACUUCUGCCAUGUCCAUAAACCAUCUGUCCUUCCAAACACUAAACCUACUUAAAAAGGAAAUUGUAAUCCUGUUUACUAAUAAUACUGAACCUAUAUCGUGUUAUUAAGUGCCAGUCUCUGUGUGAAGCACUUUAUGUGCAGUAAUUACUUUAAUCCUCAUGACAAUACUACAAAGGAGGUUCUGUUAUUAUCCCGUGUGACAGAUGAGGAGACUGAAGCACAGAGGUGGUUAUGGGACUUGCCCUAAGACACACAGUCACAUGGCCCUAUGCUCUUACCCACUAUAUUAGUUCUCGUUGUCAAGUAUGGAAAGCAAGGUUCAUUAGUCAUAAACAAGUUUGCUAGAA
Pipistrellus kuhlii (Kuhl's pipistrelle) is the source of this 2604-nucleotide messenger RNA. It is a transcript of the gene CCS, whose product is annotated as copper chaperone for superoxide dismutase. Gene Ontology annotation, molecular function: copper ion binding. The transcript has 8 exons. Bases 117 to 941 code for a protein of 274 amino acids. Gene Ontology annotation, biological process: removal of superoxide radicals. The record is from RefSeq and is a predicted model, not a curated record. NCBI's taxonomy places the organism in Eukaryota, Metazoa, Chordata, Mammalia, Chiroptera, Vespertilionidae.